AUGGUUUCAACAAUAAUUCGUUGUUUCAUAUUCAUUCUAUUCAGUAUGUCGUUAGUUCGAGUGAAAUCUCAAUUCUGCCCUGGGAUUGCUCAAUAUGAUCGGUGUUCGUUAAAUAGUGCGUGUGCCUGUUUCCAUCUAGCAGGUGAUGUUGACACUGGCAUUUGUACCGAUGAAUUCGUGGAUUGUUCUGAGCUAAUUGCAUGUGACAACUCAAACAAUCUCUGUCGUGAACCUAGCCAUAGAUGUGUUCAUCAUCCUCGAUGUCAUAAUUUUUCUGUUUGUUAUCCGAUGCCCAGUUUCAAUGAACAACUCUGUCCACCGAUGGCAAUGGUGAACACUACAACUACAAUUCCAACUACAAUCAUAACUACCGCUGCAAUUUCAACUACAACUACAAAAACUAUUCAGCAGCUAGUCAUUCCCAAUAUUCCAAUCGAUGCUCGCUGGUCACAAAACGGAAAGACCGUUGCUGGAGGGAAAGGAUUUGGAAUUACCACAUAUCAUCUCUACAGCCCUCAUGGUCUCUUCGUUGAUGAUGAUCAAACGCUGAUCAUUGCUGACUACACGAAUCAUCGCAUCGUCCAAUGGAAGAUGGAUGAUAAGAAUGGACAAGUUGUAGCUGGUGGAAAGGGCCAAGGAUCUGGAUUAGAUCAAUUGGGUUUGCCAACCGAUGUGCUGAUCGACAAAGAGACUGACAGCCUCAUUAUCUGCGAUCGAUGGAAUGGACGAGUCGUACAAUGGUCUCGUCGUAGUGGCACAACUCGAGGAGUAAUCUUCAUCAACAACAUCGAUUGUUUCGGUUUGUUCAUGGAUGAUCAGACAUAUCUCUACGUCUCUGACGACAAAAGACAUGAAGUAAGACGGUAUCAAAAACGAGCGAAUAAUAGAACUAUUGUGGCGGGUGGAAAUGGCAAAGGUAUUGGUCUCAAUCAACUCAACGGACCAGAAUACAUCUUUGUCGAUCAACAACAGGCCGUCUACGUGUCAGACACCCAAAAUCAUCGUGUAAUGAAAUGGAAUAAAGAUGCAAAAGAAGGCAUUGCCGUCGCUGGAGGUCAAGGUUACGGAAAUGCUCUGACACAAUUGUCGUAUCCUAAAGCACUCUUCGUCGAUAAAUUGGGUACCAUCUAUGUGGCAGACCAGGGGAAUAAUCGAGUCAUGCGUUGGCCUAAAGGAGCAAAAGAGGGUACUGUCAUUGCGGGUGGAAAUGGUGCAGGAGCAGGAGCAAAUCAGAUCGAUUCUCCCGUUGGUUUGUCUUUCGAUCGACAAGGCAAUCUCUAUGUAGUUGAUUGGAGGAACGCUCGUGUUCAACGUUUUUCAAUCGAAUAGACUCAUUACGAUGAAUUACUCUUUUCUCUGUUACAGGCAUGUUGUUCACAUAUAUUCACAUCGCUUCAGCUGUUAUUGUCCGUUUUCUCUCUGUUCGUCUUUGGCAUUCGCUUUCUGUCUCUAUUCUGUUUUCGUUCUCUUUGUUUACAUUCUUUGAUUCUUUUUUUCUCGCAUCGCGAUGCUCUCUAUCUUGGGUCGGGUCAUUCAAAAUAAAACUAAACUAAAAGAAAGAAGCAAAAGAACCUCUGAUAUUCUCUUUCCUUUCUUUUCAAAUAAAUCACGUUGAAUUGAUGAAAACAAUGAUUAUUCUAUCCGCGCGCGCCACCAGAAACCAUCCUGAUGACGCCGUGCCGAGCGUAACGCUCAUGCACGCACGGGACACACUCAUAUCAUUCACAUUUCUCCCACUCGAGAGAUAUAUCCAUGAGUCUGGAUAAGCCUGGUCGUAUGCCAUGGAUACCAAGAUGAUUCCUGACAGGGUUUUGGGUGUGGGUGGGUGUGGGCGACGAAAUAGCGGCACGCACACCAACACUCUCACAACCACACACCCACACCCAAGUUGUCAUUGGAAAUUAUUAAUUAGUAAAUUAAAAGUAAUUUGAAUACCAUGGUGAAAACACCUAUCAAGAUAGUAAGACUUUCCAGCAUCAAUACUGCUAAGAACUACCCAAAUACUCAUCCUCGGUUUUUUUUUGCAAAAUAUUUGGCAAAACACUCUUAUGUUCAUCCACACUCCAUCCUUGAUCAGUACGUAUAUAUUAUUCUAAAACAUUGUUAAAACAAGGAACAAUUGUAACAGGUAUUAUCGUUUAUAUACUUAGUUUCCAGUUUUGGCGUUUCUUCAAUAUUCGUAUUAGUAAUAAUAAUAUUUAUUCGAUGAAAAAGUUUAACUGGUGAUGUUUCUUUUAAUAAAAGGUUGUUUAAGAUACUCAGUAGUAUGUUGACGAUGUUGAGAUCGAUUAAACAUUCUACGAAAAAAUUUGUUUACUUGAUUCAAUUUAAUGGAUGUAACUGGUAAUAUAUUUGAUAUACGAGUGUAUUUACUAAUAAUUCUGUUGAUUGAUAUUCUUCUAAAUCAGUUACAUAAUUGAUAUGAUAUAUACUUGAACAGUUUCGAAUCAUAUUAAAUUAGUUAUCUUAUCGUUUGAUAAUAAACAAUUAUUCGAGUGAAUUGAUAAUGAGCCAACAUGAAUUCGUUGUUUAUUUUGUAUACAUUUAAGAAAGAAUUUAUUGAAUUUGCAUGACGAUGAUUGAAGUUAUGAACAAAUUGUUCAUCGCUGUCACUGGAAAACUGCAAAGGAGAACUCCUAAAAAAACUUAUUUCAUGCAGUUUUCAAUGAUUCUUCUACUCUGUUCUAUUACUAUUAUAUAGAGAUUGACAAGCAUCAGAUUUCUACUGUAGACGGUGUGGGU
Messenger RNA from Rotaria sordida, 2742 nucleotides. NCBI's taxonomy places the organism in Eukaryota, Metazoa, Rotifera, Eurotatoria, Philodinida, Philodinidae. The record is from the annotation of a GenBank genome assembly.